Messenger RNA from Aspergillus uvarum CBS 121591, 1050 nucleotides. Its product is annotated as guanylate kinase. The transcript is spliced from 4 exons. Gene Ontology annotation, cellular component: cytosol. Gene Ontology annotation, molecular function: GMP kinase activity. Gene Ontology annotation, biological process: purine nucleotide metabolic process. The record is from RefSeq and is a predicted model, not a curated record. NCBI's taxonomy places the organism in Eukaryota, Fungi, Ascomycota, Eurotiomycetes, Eurotiales, Aspergillaceae. The coding region runs from base 79 to 681 and encodes 200 amino acids.
UGCUUAGCGACACCGCGAGUACAACCUUUCUUAAAGUACAAUCUUUUCUCACGGAGAUACCCCUAUUGCAUUCCAAGAAUGGCUUCUAGCGCUGUGCAAAAGUUCCGCCCCGUUGUGGUCUCAGGACCGUCAGGAACCGGAAAGUCGACUCUCCUGAAGAGGCUCUUUGCCGACUAUCCGAACACCUUCGGCUUCUCAAUCUCGCAUACCACGCGAAGCCCUCGUGCGGGUGAGCAAGACGGCCGCGAGUACUAUUUUGCAACAAAGGAAGACUUUCUCGACUUGGUCAGCAAGAACGGCUUCAUUGAACAUGCGCAAUUUGGAGGCAAUCACUAUGGUACUAGUGUCCAAGCUGUGAAGAACAUCGCUGAGCAGGGUAGAAUCUGCAUUCUUGAUAUUGAGAUGGAAGGUGUGAAGCAGGUAAAGCGCACGGAUCUCAAUGCGCGCUUCUUGUUCCUGGCCCCUCCCUCGGUGGAAGAGUUGGAGCGGAGACUGCGUGGACGAAACACCGAGACAGAAGAAAGCCUGAAGAAACGUCUCGCGCAGGCUAAAAAUGAGCUCGAAUACGCCAAGGAGCCGGGCGCUCAUGAUAAAAUCGUCGUCAAUGAUGACCUUGAGAAAGCUUAUGCUGAGUUGAGGGAUUUCAUUGUCGACGGCGAUAACUUUGGCGCUCAGCGAUAGUGUGAGACCAUCAUUUGCUCUGUAUCUUAGACGCACAUAACGACUUCAACUUGUCGGCUCAUCGUCAUUAAUUUAGCUUAGAACCACCGGAAUGAUUACACUGCCUUCCGACUUUCCGCAUGAAGCGAUCUACAAUUAUUCCUCUCACUGGAGCCAAGAUAAAUAAAUACAUGAAACGACGAUACGAUUGAUGCCUAGCGCUUCGUUGCUAGCUUUUAUUUGAUCUGCGAUGAAAAGGCCAUAGGAAAUCACGAGGUCGUUAGGUCACUUAGGUCACUUCCUCACAAAUAACAUUGUUCAAGUGACGACGGGUACGAUCAAGGAAUUAUCAAGUUAAACAGGAUAUCUGUAGAAGCAUGCCGAGAUGAA